Molecule: messenger RNA, 384 nt
Organism: Serpula lacrymans var. lacrymans S7.9
Lineage: Eukaryota; Fungi; Basidiomycota; Agaricomycetes; Boletales; Serpulaceae
Exons: 2
Coding region: 1-384 (127 amino acids)
Source: RefSeq, a predicted model, not a curated record
AUGGACGAAAAGGACUCAUUGAAAGCUCUUGAUAUGAUACCCGAAAUUUUCUUAGAGCCGUCUGUGGAGAGCCAUCUGCACAUCGUUGUUCAAAUUUUAGCCACCGCUGCGCCGAAUGUCUCGCCUAUCUACCAACGAACUGAGUAUAUUUCAAAACAUGUACCUGAAGCCCCUUCGUCUGGCGGAAAGCCAUCUGUAUUCCCGGCUAAACAGUGCAAAACCGAAUACCUUUGCAAUCAUCCUUCCGAAGCUGCCAGCCCUAUUCCCGUUACGCUUCUGGAGCAUAUUCUGCGCAGUUCAUGGAUGAUUUAUCAAAACUACGAAGCAAACUGCCAGCAAAGGGCACACUCCCGCACUUAUCGCCUUCGAGAAAUCAGCUGGUGA